UCAUUAAGUGGCGACUGAAACUGGUGGAAGUUGUGAGGAGCUCGAAAAGUGAGGUUUGUGGAUUAUUCUGGGGAUUUGGCGUGGUGUUGAUGGUUAACCAUGCCUCUCCCAGCAGCUCUUCAAGCUCGGCUGGCGAAGCGAGGGAUUCUACAGCAAGUGCAACCAGAACCAGAAGAGGAAAUUAUAGCAGAAGAUUAUGAUGAGGACCAUGUCGACUAUGAGGCGACUAGAGCUGAGAACCUUCCACCUAACUGGUACAAAGUGAUGGAUCCCGGCUGUGGUCUCCCUUAUUAUUGGAAUGUGGAAACCGAUUUAGUGUCUUGGCUGUCCCCAAAUGACCCUGCAGCACAGAUCACAAAACCAGCUAAGAAGUCAAAAGUUGUGGAAGUUGAAGAGAAACCUGAGAGGAAACAGGACAAAGCUGAGCGUGAUGAAAGAGAGAGACGUUUUUCUCAUUCCCGAAGAGAAGAGAUUGCACCCUACUCCAAAGGAAAGAAAGGAAGAGACCGAAAAUCUGAGGAGGUAGAUCCUAUGGACCCAAGCUCAUAUUCAGAUGCUCCUCGUGGCACAUGGUCCACAGGUUUGCCAAAGAGAAAUGAGGCAAAAACGGGAGCAGACACAACAGCAGCAGGUCCACUGUUUCAACAGAGGCCAUACCCAAGUCCUGGAGCAGUCCUUCGUGCCAACGCUGAAGCAAUGAAAGCAAAACAGCAGGAAUAACAUGUUGUUAUAUAAACAAUCUCUCUGUUUUAUGAACAUGAAACUGUAAUAAAAUAGGCUUUUAUGAAAGGAGAGAUAGAGAAGCCACAAAGAAGUUUACAGUUAUGUACUCGUGCCCUGGAAGUUUUUGGGGUUUUGUUAAUGAACUCUGAGCUCUGUUUUUUCCUGCACUGUGUGCAUUUUUAUGUUUUUGUGUAUGUAUUUUUCAGUGAAUUAUACAUUUAAAGUUU
This is a messenger RNA of Protopterus annectens (West African lungfish), 950 nucleotides long. RefSeq names its product polyglutamine binding protein 1 (gene PQBP1). Gene Ontology annotation, biological process: alternative mRNA splicing, via spliceosome. Gene Ontology annotation, cellular component: nuclear body; cytoplasm. The record is from RefSeq and is a predicted model, not a curated record. Lineage: Eukaryota; Metazoa; Chordata; Ceratodontiformes; Protopteridae. The coding region runs from base 100 to 720 and encodes 206 amino acids. The transcript has 7 exons. Gene Ontology annotation, molecular function: protein binding; ribonucleoprotein complex binding.